Molecule: messenger RNA, 4705 nt
Organism: Physcomitrium patens
Lineage: Eukaryota; Viridiplantae; Streptophyta; Bryopsida; Funariales; Funariaceae
Source: RefSeq, a predicted model, not a curated record
CCGAUACUCCAAUGCGAAUGCCUAUUGUGCGUGAUAAGACUUGCUCAGCAAAAUCGACAGGUCCUUCCGGACCGCAAAUGCUAACGGAGGCGAAUAUGACGCUGCCUCGUUGACUGUACCACUUGCGCGAGUCUCAGCUCACGCUGCUUGUCGGUUGCUGCGUAGGAGCCGAGAGCGUGUCCUGUGCGAUUGGAUCUUGGACUUUGAAUCUCUGUUUCCGAAUCACAGCUAGUAGAUCACCACUAUUCCACUGCUUAAGUUAAUCCGUCGCAAUGUGGAACCCAUAUGAUGCGUAUCUCAAUCAGUCGUACAAUGAUCCGAAGCCCGAUCAUUAUGCUUCAUCAGCGGCUAAUGCGGGUAUGCCACAACCCACUCGGCCGGACCUAGGACACCCAGAUCCAGCGCCAGCACUAGCGCCUUAUCCCAAUCCCCCCUACACAGGUUACGCUGCCCAUUACCCUCCUCCUCCUCCCGAACCUGAUGCAUACUCUCCACACCCUUCUCUAUCAAGUCCUCCCUCGGUUCACUAUCAUGAACCGCUUCCUUCACAUCAGCACUAUCCACCAGCUGCCAACAACUCGUGGCAAACCCCCAGCUAUCCUCCUCAGAAGAAAGAUAAGCCGAAGCGAGAGGAGGAGCGACAUUCAUAUUCUGCUACGCCCAAGCGAGAUGAUAAGAAUAGUUCCAGUUCUGAAGAGGAUCGGCGAAUGAUUACACAACUGAAGAAAAUGAACGCAGAGCUCAAUUCGGAACUGAAUUCAGUACGUGAGUCGAGGAAGAAAACGAUCGCUGAAAAAGAUGCCAUAGUUGAAAACCUACGAAAAGAGAUCGAUGCCUCCAGGAAUCAAGCAGCUAUUGACCGAAGGGAAGCUCUUGCAGCCGUUAAAAAAGAGAUGGAGCAGAGGUUAUCCUUGAAAGAUCAAGAAUACCUGCAGCUUCAGAACCGAGUUAAGAGAGAUUCUGAAUCUAUUGAACAGAGGUUGUCUCUGAAGGAGCAGGAGCAUCAAGACCUUCUUGCUCGAGUUCGGAGAGAUGCUGAAUCGCUUCAGAGACUAUCUUUGAAGGAGAAAGAGAAUCAAGAGCUCCUUGCCCGAGCUCGGAGGGAUGCUGAAGCCCUUCAGAGGCUAUCUUUGAAGGAGCAAGAGAACCAAGAACUCGUUGCUCGACUUCGGAAAGAUGAGGAAUCCACUCGAAAGAGGUUGGAUGCUGUGCUGCAAGAGAACCAGGAACUCCUUGCUCGAGCUCGGAGAGAUGCUGAAUCGGCGCAGAGGCUAGAUUUGAAGGAUCAAGAGUACAAAGAUCUUCUUGCCCGAGCACUGAGGGAUGCUGAAUCUCUUCAGAGGCUAUCUUUGAAGGAGCAAGAGAAUCAAGAGCUUCUUGCACGAGCUCGGAGAGAUGCAGAAUCCACUCAAAAGAGGUUGGAUGCUGUUAAGCAAGAGAAUGUAGAACUCCUUGCUCGAUCUCGGAAAGAUAUGGAAGCCAUUCAGCAGAGGCUGUCACUUAAAGAGGAAGAGAAUUUGAAUCUCCUUACUCAAACCGAAAAAGAUGCUGAAGCCGUUUCACUGCUCAAACGUGAUUUGGCACAAAAGCUGUCAGUAGCAGAGCAGGAAAAAGUCGAGCUACUCGACAGGAUUGCCAAACUUAAAUCAGGAAAUGAGGGUGAACGUGCAAGUUUACUAGAAACCAAUGCUGCCCAGGAGGCUAAGCUGGUGCAUUUGAAGGAGGAGGCCAAACUGGUCAAACAGCUGCGGGUAGACGCUGAACUGCACAAUGAAGAGCGCACGAAACUGAAAAACGAAAUAGUGAAGCAAGACACAGAGUUAAAGAAAUUGAGGGACGAGAUAAUCAAGCUGGUGGAUCAGAUGAAGCAGGCGGUUCGAGAGCGAGAUAACUCCAUCUUGACUGUCAGGCAACUUGAAGACGAGAAGCGUGACCUUGAGUUCAACUUGAAGGAGUUUAAGGGCAACAAUGUUGGUAUUGUGGCCAACAGUUUGGAAAAGAUCAAUAACCUCAAUCAGGAAAAGAAAAGGUUAAUGAAACGGAUCUCUGAAUUAGAACGGGAGCUUCAAGAAAGUCAAGACUUGUGUGAACAAAGACGGCUGACGAUAAAGGAUUAUGAAGAAGAAGCACUUCCUACCUUGAAUAAUCAAAUCAAUUGGAUGGUAGAAUUGGAUGAUAAAGCUAAGGACAGGGAAGCAGCUUUGAGGGAGAAGAUUGAAGAGUUGGAUGAUGAGCUCCAGAAGCGCAUACGCGGUCUUGAGAGCUUGAAGCAUCAGCUUCGUGAAGCCGAAGAUCGUGAGAAAGAUAACAGCUUUCGAAUGGCUGGAGAUAUUCGACUAGCUGCAGAGGAGUCGGAAAAAUUAAGGUUUGAGCUGGAUCAUCUGAAAGCUGAUAUUGAGUCGGAGAGAAAGAACUUAGGUCAGAAAAUAGACCAGGUGGAAAGCGAGAAGAGGGAGUGUUUGGAUCGCAUUUUUGCGUUAGAGGCAUCACUUCGUGAUAUCAAGGAUGAAUAUGAACUCCAACAAGAAACUCUGGAAGCAGAGGUUUCUGAUGGUCUCGCUCACAGAGAGAAGAUCGAGCAGCUGGAACAGCGUUUGAGGGAGUCUGAAGCAAAGAUGCUCGAAAUGGAAGACAGGAUGAAGGAUUUGAAUGGGGACAUAGAGAAGUACAAGACAAAUAUUACACAGUCGGAAGAGCAAGUUUCAUCUCUACUGUAUGUUAAGGGUACUCUUGAAGCCCAAAUUGUGGAUUUCGAGUCUAAGAAGUCUGAAACAGAACUAUUGGUCAAGACAUUAAACGAGGAAGUAGAGAAGCACAAGACGGAGACCGAGACGUACAAGCCGAAUAUUGAAAAGCUGGAAGAGCAAAUCUUAGCAUUAACGUCUGUCAAGAGUGCCCUUGAAGCCCAGGUUGCAGAGUCGAAAGCCAAGGAGACUGAAUUGCAAGAAAUUCUGAAGGUAACUAGUGAGGAGAUUGAGAAUCACAAGUUGGAGAUUGAGACACUCACAUUGAGUAAGAAAAAGCUGGAGGAGCAAGUUGCGGCGUUAACGUCUAUGAAAAGUGCCCUUGAAGUCGUGGUUCGUGAUGCUGAGGCGAAUGAGAAUGAUAUGGAGCGGAAAAUGCAUGCUGCAGAAGCCGAGCUGCAGGCGUUGAAGGAGGAUAUUAAGGAAAACGGUGAGGAUGUGGAGACCUCACUCAGGUCGAAUAUUGAGAAGCUGGAACAGCAAGUUGCGGCGUUAACGUCUUUCAAAAGUUCCCUUGAAGACACGGUUCGUGAUGCUGAGGCGAAUGAGAAUGAUUUGAAGCAGAAAAUUCAUGCUGCAGAAGCGGAGCUGCAGGCUUUGAAGGAGGACAGUAAGAAGAACGGAGAGAAUAUUGAGACCACACUCAGGUCGAGUAUUGAGAUGCUGGAAGGAGAAGUUGCCACGCUAAAAUCUGCCAAAAGUAUUCUUGAAGAUCAGCUGGCGCAGUCUGAGGCAGAGAGGACCAAAGCUGAAUGUGAGCUGCAGGCUUUAAAGGAGGACAAGGAUAAGCUCGACCAGGAAAUGCAGAUAGCUUCUAGAGGGGACGUAGAGUUGGGUGUGCAAAACACUGAGCUGGAGGGAAAAUUGAUAGAACCUGAGAAACAGAACUCGCAUAUGUCAGAGGAAAUGGCAGUAAUGGAAGAGCAUGUGAAGAGCUUAACUUUGGAGAGGGAUGCCUUAAUCACUUCGAUUGCUACUUUAGAAGAUGCUCUCAAAGACAAUGACAUUGAGUUGAUGAAUAAAAGGAGACUCGAAAGGGAGGUCAAGGGACUACGAAGUGAUCUGAGCAAGGAAAUUGCCAAGAGAGAGCAACUGGAUGAGGAUAUUCUUCAGUUACAAGAGGAUAUUGUUUCUCUCAAAAAUCAGCUGCGUGUUGCGGCUGACAGGGUUGAAGAGCUUGAACAUGAGCGUAAUGACUGGGAGAAGAGGACUGAGGAUUCUCUGAAUGACAUGAAGGCCGUGGAUCAACGGAUCAAGGCACUGGAAGAACAACGCAAUGAAGCAGAGGAGAGAAUGGCAGCAUAUUUGAGUGACAAGCAGGCUGCAACGGCUAGAGCAAGUGAAUUGGGCAUAGAGCUUUUGGAAAAGGAGACCGAGUUUAAAGAGUACAUGAAUACGAAAGAGAAAGAGAUUUUAGAGUUGAAUGAUCAAUUUAUGCAAGUGAAUAUUAAGUACUGUGGCAUUGUAGCUGAAAAUGACGAUCUUCAACAGCAGAUCAGAAGUCUCCGGAAGUAGCUUCUUAACACACACAUAUAUAUAUAUAUAUAUAUAUAUAUAUUCAUUUCCAACCCAUUUUGGAAGCUGGGCUUUUCAUAUCAGAGAAGUAUUAAAUUUCCAUCUGGUUCUCUCGCGUAUGAUAAGUUGGGUGUCAAUAACAAGACUGUUAGCUCUUUGUGUUAGGUUUAGAGUUUGGCAUACUUAAGGUUCAAAUCUUUGUAUUGUGCUUUUACCUGGUAUUGUUCUCAUUGUAGUUUCCAGAGUUUAUGGUUCAUUUUAGUAUUCGGAAUUUAGAAAUUUAGCAUUGCCAUCAGUAAUGGCAUCUUAAGCAUAUGAUAAAUGAAUCCUAAGAAGCGACAUUAGUUUAGAAAUCAUUUCACAUCUUAGAAACUUAUCAUCUUGUAAACUGGUGCUCUACUGUAUCAUGUGACCUGCUCUGAAUUGAUAACUUUUUUCCAUCAUUA